Telopea speciosissima is the source of this 1061-nucleotide messenger RNA. Its product is annotated as disease resistance protein RPV1-like. Gene Ontology annotation, molecular function: protein binding. The record is from RefSeq and is a predicted model, not a curated record. Gene Ontology annotation, biological process: defense response. The transcript is spliced from 3 exons. NCBI's taxonomy places the organism in Eukaryota, Viridiplantae, Streptophyta, Magnoliopsida, Proteales, Proteaceae. Bases 115 to 1017 code for a protein of 300 amino acids.
GGAAGCUGGUUGUGGCUUUGACGUGAUAUCAAUAAUAAAAAAAAACUCACUCAAAGGUCUCUCCUACAAUUCAAGCCUCAAGACAACUUGGGAGAUUCCUAUGAUGUGCUAAGCAUGCAUGAUCAAAUUCAAGCCAUGGGAAGGGGCAUUGUUUUGGAAGAAAGUCUUAUGGAGCCUGGUAAGCGCACCAGAUUAUGGUCUUAUGAUGAUAUAUUGGAAGUAUUAGAAGAACAUAAGGGAACUCAAAUAAUUGAAGGCAUCCUCCUGCCCUCAUAUCAACAUGGUGUACAUCCUCUCAAUUUUCGGAGUUUAUGUCUACAUAGGGAAGAUUUUGCAAUGAUGUCCAAGCUAAGAUUCCUGCAAAUUGAUGGAGCGAACUACUACGAAAUAGACAUUCUAUGUCUUCCUUCUAAUAUAAGAUGGUUCAGCUGGAGGCAAUGCCCUUUGGAAAUUCUACCUAACAAUUUUUAUCACAAGAAACUAGUUCAUAUGGACCUAUCAUACAGCAAGAUUAGACAAGCUUGGACAAACAAGCCCCAAAAUGAAAUUCAUCGGUUCCAAAAAUUGAAAGUUCUUCGUCUUGGGGAAUGUGUUCGUCUAUAUGAAUCCCCCAACUUUUCAUGGUUUCCUUACUUAGAGACACUGGAUCUUGGAAGAUGUUCUAGAAUGGUUAAUUUACACAAAUCCAUUGGUGAUCUAAAGUCCAUGGUUACGCUUUCCUUGGGUAGGACAAAAAUCGAAAGACUCCCAAACUGUAUUUGCAGGCUGAGUUCUCUCAAACAUCUGAGUCUCGAUGAUUGCUCAUCACUCAAAAGCUUGCCUGAGUCAAUUGGUGAUCUAAAGUCUUUGGUGAAUAUUUCCUUGAGUGAGGCAAAAAUGGAAAAACUCCCAAACAGUAUUUGCAAGCUGAGUUCUCUCAAACAUCUGAGUCUCAAUGAUUGCUCAUCACUCAACAGCUUGCCUGAGUCAAUCGGUGAUCUAAAGUCUUUGGUGAAGCUUUCCUUGAGUGAGGCAUAAAUGGAAGAACUCCCAAACAGUAUUUGCAGGCUGAGUUCUUUCAA